AUGGUGGCCGGAGAUUCGUCAGCUACCUACAGUCGGGUUGCAAAUGUCUCCAUUGCUUGUGGCACUAAUUUCACUGCGGAAAUUAAUUCAGAAGGUUGGAGCGGAGAUGUCAAUACGAAAUUCACACCCAUUGGUAGCACCACCUAUGGCACAAGUCCUAACUAUUCCUCUGGUUACUUAGAAUGGCCGUACCAAGGAGUGCGGCUUUCUCACUCAGAAUUUACUUACAGAUUCAAUCUCACCGCCGGCCAAAAGUUCAUUCGCUUCUACUUCUACCCAGCUUCCUACACCAACUUCAACCGCUCCAAAGCUCUCUUCUCCGUCAAAGCCGGUGACUUUACCCUUCUUGACAACUUCAAUGCUUCUGCCACUGCUGAUGCCUCUGGGGUGGCGACGUUAUACAAAGAAUUCUGUUUAAACAUUCACGAAGAACAGAGUCUAAAGACUUUCAACAUCACAUUCAGUCCAAGCAAAGAUGCCUACGCGUUUAUCAACGGUAUUCAAGUCAUGGAGAUGCCAACCAAUCUUUACUACUCUGCAGCAGAAAGCGCUGGGUAUCGGUACGUCGGAGGCAGCCAACUCAAGUAUCGCAUCGAAAACAGCACUGCUCUGCAGACGCUCUACAGACUAGACAUUGGUGGUGUAAACGGUGGUGGCGAAAUAGGAAUACGGUUUGGUGGUAAGACAUACUUUGUUAGUUAUGAAGUCCUGAACGUCUGGAAUUCUUCAGAUGAGGUGUACUUGGAUGCUUUAAGUGAAACAAUCAGCGUGCAAUCAUACAACGAUAGAAUCCAGCUCAAUUUUUUUAAAGCUCCCGCGUACUCAGCAGAAGGAGAAAUUUACCGUUCAGGCCGGUCAUUGGGGAUGAAGAAAUACAUCAACAAGAGCUACAAUCUCACCUGGACAUUUCCGGUAGAUUCUUCAUUCCACUACCUUCUGAGGCUGCAUUUCUGUGAGUUUGAACCAGGUAUUACCCAGUCCGGGGACAGAACAUUUCAAAUUAUCAUAGAGAACCAAGCAGUCGAAGAAGAAGCCGACAUAAUCGAAUGGACUGGUGGAAAUGGGAUUCCAGUGUACAGAGACUACGUUGUGUACAUGUCUGGCCCUGAGAAUAAAAUGAAGAGCUCAUAUAAUGAUGCACUCCUGAAUGGGCUCGAAAUCUUAAAACUAUUUGGGUCGAAUGUCUCAUAUACAGCAGCAGGAAAUCCUGAUUCACCGCAAGUGAAAAGACCAAAAAAGUCAAGUGAGUCAACUCUUUUGGUUGCCAUUGUUGCUGGUGUAAUUGCCAGCAUAAUUGUGUUCUCGGCGACCGGAUUCUUGGUCUUCAGGCGAGGAUGGAAUGGUAAGGACUCAAGAUCUAGCCACAGGGGAAAGAAGUCAAUGAAGGUCCAUAAGUCAUCUACACCAACUUAUUUCUGUCGUCGGUUUUCACUACCAGAGAUCAAAGUCGCCACUGAAAACUUCAAUGCUACUUCUAUUAUUGGAGUUGGAGGAUUUGGCAAUGUCUACAAAGGACAGAUUGAUGGUAAGGCAACCCUUGUCGCAAUCAAGAAGCUGAAGCCAGAUUCAUCACAGGGUGCCCAUGAGUUCAAGACGGAAAUCGAAUUGCUAUCCCAAAUCCGUCAUCGCCAUUUGGUGUCUUUGAUUGGAUAUUGUAAUGAUAAAGGUGAGAUGAUCUUAAUGUACGAGUACAUGGCACGUGGGACAAUCAGAGAUCAUCUCUACAACACUGAGAACCCACCUCUUCCUUGGAAAGAACGGCUUCAGAUUUGUAUUGGCGCAGCAAGAGGGUUGCAGUACCUCCAUAGCGGUGUCAGGGGCACGAUCAUUCACCGUGACGUGAAGAGCACCAACAUCUUAUUGGAUGAACACUGGGUGGCCAAGGUUUCAGAUUUUGGGCUGUCAAAGGGCACGAAUGACACGUCCAACACCCACAUCAGCACUCUGGUGAAGGGCAGUUUCGGGUAUCUGGAUCCAGAAUACUUCAGAACACAACAUCUAACUCCUCAAUCAGACGUCUACUCAUUCGGUGUAGUGUUGUGUGAAGUAUUGUGUGCGAGGCCAGCUGUGAUAGAUAGAGAGGAUAUUAGGCAAGCAAGCCUGGCUGAGUGGACCAAGAGCUGUCAUCAGAAUGGGGAACUCGAUCAAAUCAUUGAUCCAAUUUUGAGAGGUAAGAUUGCAGCCGAGUGCCUGGAUAAGUAUACUGAGGUAGCUAUCAGUUGCAUCCACGACAAUGGAACAGAACGGCCAUCCAUGACCGAUGUUGUUAGGGGGCUUGAGCUUGCCUUGCAGCUUCAGCGGAAUACAGAAGGAAAUAUCAACAGCAUUGAAAGGAAUGUUCAAACUGAAACCACCAGUAGUGAGCAAAGCUGUGCCCCCAACGAUUCCAUUAAAUGCAUAUCCCCGACAAUCUUCUCUGAGGUUAACAACCCAAGUGGGAGAUGA
Messenger RNA from Fragaria vesca subsp. vesca, 2445 nucleotides. RefSeq names its product receptor-like protein kinase FERONIA-like. Bases 1 to 2445 code for a protein of 814 amino acids. The transcript has a single exon. Lineage: Eukaryota; Viridiplantae; Streptophyta; Magnoliopsida; Rosales; Rosaceae. The record is from RefSeq and is a predicted model, not a curated record.